AUGGCAUCUUUUAAUUCUUCCGGUGUUACCUGUCGACUGUUGAUUAUUAUUAUUCUCGCUCAUAUCGCGUUUUCGCCAACUAUCAUUCGCGCCGAAACUCCACCACCUUUGCCGAUACCUGCUCACGUGCCGGUAAUCGGUGAAAACGCGCAGAACACACCUGCCGGUAUUUAUUCACCAGAAAUGUCUAUAAAUAAAGCUGGUGCAUUCUUGCCGGGUGGUGGGGCAAUCCUUGCGGCACCUAUGCCUCAAUGGGGAGAUUUACCCGUUAUCGACUCUGUUGGCGGACAGAGUUUCAUCAAUCCAAAUAAUGUGAACAAGAGACGAGGUUUCGCGAAAGGGAUUCAAUGA
Molecule: messenger RNA, 351 nt
Organism: Acaulospora colombiana
Lineage: Eukaryota; Fungi; Glomeromycota; Glomeromycetes; Diversisporales; Acaulosporaceae
Source: the annotation of a GenBank genome assembly